UGGAGCGCGCACUCGUGAACCAGAGCCGUCACUGGAAAACUAUCUCUGCUACAUUUCGGUCAUUCAAGGGAAACGUUGAUCAUAUAUUAUGCUUUAAAAUGAAUUCACUGCAAAAGAUAAGAUGUGGGAACCAAACUGUGUUACGUGAAUGGGGAAUCGUCUAUCUUGUGUUUAUAAGCGCAGUGUGCUACUGCGCAUCAGAGAGGAAAGUAUGUCAGGGAACCAGUAAUAAGCUCACUCUACUAGCCCAACCAGAUGACCAUUACAGGACCAUGGUACGGAUGUACAGUAACUGCACAGUAGUGCUCGAGAACCUGGAGAUAACCUACAUUCAAGACUACCACGACCUCUCCUUUCUUACGAGCAUCGAAGAAGUCGGUGGCUACGUUUUAAUAGGACUAAACUAUGUGAGCGUGAUACCUUUGGUAAACCUGCGGCUCAUUCGUGGCCAUUCUCUCUUUGAUGACAAAUACGCCCUGGCUGUGAUGGCCAACUACCACAGGAAUGAAUCUUCAGAGAACAACAGCAUCACCAGCGGCUUGAGAGAGCUCCCAUUGAGAAGUCUCACAGAAAUUCUCAAAGGGGGAGUUAAGAUUUCCUAUAAUGAUUUGCUCUGCAAUGCGGAAACUAUACAGUGGCUGGACAUCGUACAGAGAAACAUUGAUGUUAACUUCACUAGGAGGACGGACUCUCAUUGCAGACGUUGUGAUCCAGGAUGCUCUAACGGAUCGUGUUGGGCUCCAGGACCAGAGAACUGCCAAACCUUGACUCGGUUGAACUGUGCCGAGCAGUGCUCACGGAGAUGCAAAGGGCCCAAACUCAUCGACUGCUGCAAUGAGCACUGUGCCGCAGGCUGCACCGGACCUAAAGACACAGACUGUCUGGCCUGCAGAGAUUUUCAGGAUGAGGGCAUGUGUAAGGCUGAAUGUCCACGUCCAAUGGUGUACAACCCAAACACUCACCAACUUGUUCCCAAUCCUGCCGGAAAGUACAACUUUGGAGCGACGUGUGUUAAGAGGUGCCCUUACAACUUCGUGGUGGCCGAUGAAGUUGCCUGUGUCCAGACGUGCGGCGGGAACAUGCAUGAAGUGGAGGAGAAUGGAAUAAGGAAGUGCAAAAAAUGUGACGGCUUGUGUCCGAAAGUCUGCAAUGGUCUUGGAAUGGGAGCGCUUGUGCGUGUCAUGUCCAUCAACGCCACUAAUAUUGAUUCCUUUAUUAACUGCACUAAAAUAAAUGGCCAUAUUACAAUAAUAAAGACGACUUUUGAAGGGGACCAUUUUACAAACACCCCAAGCAUGGACCCUGCAAAAGUGGACUAUUUCAAGACAGUAAAGGAAAUUUCAGGGUUUUUGCUCAUUCAGCACUGGCCAGCACAUCUAAAGUCACUCAGCCCUUUUGAAAACCUGGAAAUUAUCAGAGGACGAACCAAACAGCUUGGUACUGUCAGUUUUGCAGCUCUGAACACUCCGCACCUGCAGUAUCUCGGCCUGCGCUCUCUGAAGGAGAUCAGUGAUGGUGACGUGGUCAUUAAGAACAACCCCAACCUGUGUUACGUUGACGGCAGCUACUGGCAGAAGCUGUUUAAAUCAGAGAAACAGCGCAUAAAAACCAUCAACAAUUCACACACGGACAGCUGUGUGCAGCAGAACAGCACCUGUGAUAGCAUGUGUGGAGAAGAGGGCUGCUGGGGUCCGGGACCGUCCAUGUGCUUCUCCUGCUUGCUUGUGAGCCGUAGGGGGCGCUGUGUCAGUCACUGCAACCUGCUGGAAGGAUUUCCCCGUGAGUACAGAUCAGAGGACGUGUGUUUGGAAUGUGACCCAGAAUGCAAGAUCCUGAACGGGACGGAAAGCUGUAACGGACCAGGAGCUGAUCAAUGUUCUGAGUGUGCUCACUUUAAAGACGGGCCGAACUGCGUCGAACGCUGCACACAAGGAGUGCCCGGCAUCAAUAACCAACUCGUGUGGACGUACCUGGACAAAAACAGACAGUGCCAGCCAUGUCAUGACAACUGCACACAGGGGUGCAGUGGACCCGGACUGGAAGGUUGUGAACCUAAAAACUCACACACGUCUUUAGUGGCGGCUGGUAUGAUCGGUGGCAUGUUUCUGAUAAUGGUCCUAGUGAUCUUCAUCUUCAUCGUCGUCCGCCGAAGACACAUCACACGGAAGAGGACCCUACGGCGCCUCCUGCAGGAGAGAGAGCUGGUUCAACCACUCACUCCAAGCGGCGAAGCCCCUAACCAGGCACUUCUGCGCAUCCUAAAGGAAACAGAAUUUAAGACAAUUAAAGUGCUCGGAGCUGGAGCCUUCGGCACUGUCUUUAAGGGUUUGUGGAUCCCCGAUGGAGAGGAUGUGAAAAUUCCUGUUGCUAUCAAAGUUUUGAGAGAAGUUACAUCUCCCAAAGCCAACAAAGAGAUCUUGGAUGAGGCUUACGUAAUGGCCAGCGUUGAUCAUCCUCACAUUUGUCGUCUGUUGGGAAUAUGUCUCACGUCCAGCAUUCAGCUCAUAACACAGUUUAUGCCUUACGGUUGCCUGCUGGAUUACAUACGGGAGAAUAAAGCCAUUAUCGACUCACAGACGCUGUUGAACUGGUGCGUGCAGAUCGCCAAGGGAAUGAACUAUUUAGAAGAACAUCGCCUGGUUCAUCGUGAUUUGGCAGCCAGGAAUGUGUUGGUGAAGACUCCCAACCAUGUGAAGAUCACUGACUUUGGCCUGGCCAGACUGUUGGGUGCUGAGGAGAAAGAAUACCACGCUGAUGGAGGGAAAGUGCCUAUAAAGUGGAUGGCACUGGAGUCUUUACUUCACUGGACAUACACUCACCAAAGUGAUGUUUGGAGUUAUGGUGUCACCGUGUGGGAGUUGAUGACAUUCGGAUCUAGACCCUACAAUGACAUUCCAGCAAAUGAGAUUGCAGAAAAUCUGGAGAAAGGAGAGCGGUUACCACAACCUAACAUCUGCACGAUAGACGUCUACAUGAUCAUGGUCAAAUGCUGGAUGAUUGACGCUGAAUCCAGACCUCACUUUCUUGAACUUGUAACGGAGUUCUCAAGAAUGGCUCGAGAUCCUACACGUUACCUUGUAAUUCAGGGUGAUGAGAACAUAUAUCAGCACAGCCCAACGGAUUCACUGGGCUACAGAUCUGUGAUCGGUACCGAAGACAUGGACACCGUGAUUGAUGCAGAAGAAUACCUGUCACCCAACAAAAGAUUCUUCAAUGGAUCACAGUCUCACUAUCACAACUCUACAGACGAUUACACAAACAGUGCGAUUAUACGCUACAUAAGGGAUCCCACACAGAAGGACAUCAUGUUACCAGAAUACGUGAACCAGGACGUUCCCAGUCCAAGCAACAUGUCCCACGUACAAACACAGAACAGUUAUUUAGACGCCUGCGUGAGCAAACCCGAGGGUCCAGAGUAUCUUAACACUGCCUGCUCCACACUCCCUCGCUCACCGUGUGCCAGUCUGGAUAAUCCGGACUACCAGCAGAGCUUCAUGCCCACAUCUCCACCUAACUCUCCGUUCCUUCCUGCAACAGAUAACCUGCAGUACCUCGGGCUCAUGCAGUCUCACGUACGUUAGACAGACAGACAUAGGAGAAAAAUGACCCAUUGCACUGCUCGAACCACUGGACGUCUAUGAGGACAGAUGUGUUAGUAUUUCAACACGUUAUGAGAACGUCCGUUCAAAAACGCUUGAAGGCAACCGCCAUUGUUUGUUCAGUCUUGAAUCUUUAGAGAUGUUUAGACGUUAAGCUGUGAGGAAUGUGUUGAAUGUCAAGCCAGAACACAUUUCAAUGUUUCCGCCGAAUGAAUGGAAUAUUUUAAAUACUGUAGCUUGGAAUAGUUUCCAUCUUUCUGUAUAAUGUGUUUAAAAAUAGCAAAACUUAAUUUAUUUCAACAAAAAAAUUCUAAGAGGCUCAUAGCCCAACCGGUAUUGUUUUGCUGUAUUACGUGUAUGUUUUCAAAGUAGUGUGAGUAGUGUGAAAUGCCUUCAGCUGUACCAUAACUGGAUCAUCUCACUUUAAAGAGAUAGUUCACAUAAAAAUAAAAAUGAUAUCAUUAUUCGAAGAGUUUUGUUCCAAAAUGAGAUAACUACGUUUUUAGAAUUUUUCUAAAAUCUUGUUUUUUUGUCCAUUCCAAUUAAUAUCAAUCAAACUGCAGUUAGUUUGUUUUGAUUUAAGCCAUAAUAACUCAAAAAUACAGCUAACUAACACAAUAAAAACAUGAUAAAAAAUUAAUCUCUUUUUGGAACCAAACUCUUAAUUUAUUCAGCCUUGUAUAAUUGACCUAUCUGUAAGCCGCGCCCCCCUUAGUCACUGUAGCUAACAGGGACGAGCAACCGGAGUUCCUUAUGUCUUUCAAUGGCAGCUGUCAGUGUGAAAAGCUUGUCCGAAGUUACUAAACGUAUUUUGUCUUCACUGGGAUUGGGAUUGAAUCGGGUUAAUGUGCCCACAUUUUGCUCUUUUUUAAAGUGGGUUUAGGAAAUUGAAUUAAACCUGGAAUAAGUGUCACAAGUACCCCAGGCACAUUUUUGUAGCAUAAACACUAUUAAACCGAUGAGAGCUUCGGAUCUUACAAUGUUUCUCUAUGGCACCGAAACCUAAAGUUGUUUAUGGGACCCGAGUUCAGGUCCCAUGAAACUUAUAUUCAACUGCCAUUGGCCUAUCUGCGUUCCAGGGGAGGGGCUUACCAGGGUCAAUUCCAAACAUGUUUGUGACUCUUUCUUCAGAGGAACACAACAGAAGAUAUUUUGAGAAAUGUCUCUGUGGUUUUGUGUCUAUACAAUGGGGGUCAAUGUUCUUCAAUAAGACGACAUUUUUCAAAAUAUCUUCUUUUGUGUUCUGUAGAGGGAAAAAAGUCAUAGGUUUGGAAUAACAUGAGGAUGUUUUUUGGGAGAACUAUAUCUUUAAGUAUAGAGUACUUGUGUGCACUUUGAUCUUUACAUUUAGCAUUUUGUCAACUUUUGUCCACAGCACAGACCUAAAACGGAGUAAAUUCUUGAUUUAUAGCCCACACAGUGUAAACCGUGGUCAUACGUAACCCACGACUGCCCUUAAUGGAUUCACAAAUACUGAAUUAUUCAACAACUGGCCCUUUGAAAAACACUUUAUACUAAUUUAAAGGAACAUUCUGAUGAUACAUUUUUAACUUUAAGUAUGUGCCAAUUCUGCCUUCACCAGCUGACUAAACAAAUUCAGCCGCUUGUUUUCUGUUCCCUACAACGCUUUUGGGCAAGUAUGCACUUAUCAGACUACUUAAGAGCCACAGCCUGUCGGUCAAAUCCAUUUUGUGCCAAACGUGAUUAAUUAUGAAACGACUUGUGAAUAUUUUUUGCACUGCUGUAUUUAAACAGCUAAGAAAAACACUUUUGGGCCAGAUUUACUAAACAGGGCAAAAUAGUGCGAGAGCACAAUUUUCGAGCGUCAAUGGGAGUGGACCUAUUCGCGGGUGAUUUACUAAAGAGCACGUUGAAAAAUAAAGGUUAUUUUAAUGAUCAACGCAAUCUACCAAUAGCAACACAAAAUACUGCACAGUGUAAGAUGUGUUUUUUUUGGUUGUUAAAUAAAGCCACAAAUACCAGUACAUUAACGUCAUUUAAAUACUAUCCUCCCAUAAAGUUUGUGUCUCCUACAAAAACAUAUGCAGGACGGACUGUGUCCACUCCUUUUCAAGGGAUACUUCACCCAAAAAUGAAAAUUCUGUCAUCAUUUACUCCCCUUCGAGUUGUUCCAAAUCUGUAUAAAUUUCUUUGCCCUGAUGAAACAGAGACAUAUAUUUGGAAGAAUGCUUGUAACCAAACAGAUCUCGACGCCCAUUGACAAUCAUAGCAGGAAAAAUACAAUAUUAGUCAAAAGUGCCCCAGAACUGUUAGCUGUCCUACAUUAUUCAAAACAUAUUUUUUUGAGUUCAAAAGAACAAAAAAAUGAUGCAAUAUUUUUUCCUACUAUAGGAGUCAAUGGGUGUUAAGAUCUGUUUGGUUAUAAGCAUUAUUCCAAAUAUCUUUCUCUGUUUUCUCUAUAUGUCUUUAAUAAAUCUAGUUUUUAACACCACAAGCUGUUAGUAAAUCUGUCCCUUUGACUGUGAAAUCUGUUCGACUUCAAUUCCGCAACCAACAAUAACUUUUGUAAGAUUUGUAUAUUGUAUUAUUAUAAUCGUUCAACUACAUGAAGCGUCACCUGUAUAUUCCCCAGGGAAUGUCAGUUUGUUUUUUUCUUUUACCCUCUCUUUGCAGGAAUUUAGGAAUGUAUAAAGUGUGUUUUACUUCUCUAUGGAUCAUUUGUUACAUUGCAGUGUUAAUAAAUUGUGUUGAAAUGUG
Molecule: messenger RNA, 6317 nt
Organism: Triplophysa dalaica
Lineage: Eukaryota; Metazoa; Chordata; Actinopteri; Cypriniformes; Nemacheilidae
Product: epidermal growth factor receptor-like
Exons: 27
Coding region: 99-3581 (1160 amino acids)
Biological process (GO): negative regulation of apoptotic process; cell differentiation; multicellular organism development
Cellular component (GO): signaling receptor complex; basal plasma membrane
Molecular function (GO): ATP binding; epidermal growth factor binding; epidermal growth factor receptor activity
Source: RefSeq, a predicted model, not a curated record